AUGAGUUUCUCGCGAGUGACACGUGAAAAAUUUCUUCGUGAGACUCACGCAGCAACAGAUUCUGAAGUGGCCUAUCUCGAUUCUGUUUACCAAUUAAGACAUGAACGCCGUGAAGAUACAAGAUCAUAUUGGCAACCAUCCGAAAUACUCGAUGUCUGGCUAUUUCAAGGCACUUGGGAACAAGCAAAUGAUUCAGCACUACUCAAUCGACUCGCGAUUACACAUAUCAUUAAUGUUACUGAUAAGAAACUUCAUGAUCCAUCACGUCAAAUACUUCAUAUUCAGAGCAAAGAAGGUCGUUCCGCUGAUCUUUUAGAAUCGUUUAAUACAACAAAUUCAUUUCUUGAUACAUGCCAUGAACAAGGCUAUCGAGCUUUUGUACAUUGUCAUCGUGGUGUAUCUCGUUCUUCAACAAUUAUUCUCGCCUAUUUGAUGCAUUGCAAAAAAUGGAAUCUUUUACAAGCCUAUGAAUAUUUGUUGACCAAACGACAACAAGCAUUACCAAAUCCCGUUUUGUUUCUUCAGCUUAUACGUUAUGAAAAUAGUUUGAUUGAAGCAAAGAGUGAACAAUAA
Rotaria sp. Silwood1 is the source of this 573-nucleotide messenger RNA. The record is from the annotation of a GenBank genome assembly. NCBI's taxonomy places the organism in Eukaryota, Metazoa, Rotifera, Eurotatoria, Philodinida, Philodinidae.